GAGAAAUAACAGCGCAAAGCACAUUUAACAAAACCCUUUCAUUAUUCAUUGGCGUCGAGUCAACUAUUGAGUGUACGCGGAAUUUUUCAAGCCAGUUAUUUCUAGUAUGCUGAUUCGCGUCAAAGGGUGUACGUGAUUGACAUACCUCAAUACUUUUCCCCAAGGUUACAAUCAGUUUAUACAAAAUACAAGUUGUCUGCUUUCUUUCUUUCAGGCUUUUUCUUUUCUGUGCUUUCUCAUUUGAUGUACAUCACGUUCUCGUUCAAUCCUGUUGUGUAUAAAAGCUCCAGAUUUUUCAUCCAAGUUCGCAGUUGAACUCCUCUUCUGUAAACCUACACCAUGACCGGAUUCCGUGCUUGUCUUCUCCUGGCUCUGGCCAGCGGAGCCAUUGCUGGCUACGUCCAAGGCGGUCUCGGCUACGGCCACGGCCUCGGCUACUCUGGCCUCGGUUACUCUGGUCUCGGUUACUCCGGCCUUGGCUACUCCGGCCUCGGCUACUCUGGCCUUGGCUACUCCGGCCUCGGCUACGGCCAUGGUCUUGGCUACGGCCACGCUGUUGGUCUUAGGAACGGCUACGGCUACUCUGGUCUGACCGGCUACAGUGUUGCUGCCCCAGCCGUGAGCCGCACUGUGGCCACUUCCUACCACGCCGCUCCAGCCGUUGCGACCUACGCCGCUGCUCCAGCUGUCGCCUCCUACCACGCCGCUCCAGUUGCCACCUAUGCGGCUGCUCCAGCUGUCACCAAGGUCGCUACCUACCAGACUGCUCCAGCUUUCGCCAGCUAUGCUGCUGCCCCAGUUGCCACCUACGCUGCUGCUCCAGCCGUGACUAGGGUGUCCACCGUCCAUGCUGCUCCAGCUGUCGCCACUUAUGCCGCUGCUCCAAUUGCCACCUAUGCCGCUGCUCCAGCUGUUACCAAGGUCGCUACCUACCAGACUGCUCCAGCUUUCGCCAGCUAUGCCGCUGCCCCAGUUGCCACCUACGCUGCUGCUCCAGCCGUGACUAGGGUGUCCACCGUCCACGCUGCUCCAGCUGUUGCCAGCUACCAGACUUACCACGCUGCCCCAGCUGUCGCCACUUAUGCCGCUGCUCCAGCCGUGACUAGGGUAUCCACCGUCCACGCUGCUCCAGCUAUCGCCAGCUACCAGACCUACCACGCCGCUCCAGCUCUGGCUUCCUACGCCCACGCUGCCCCAGUCUACGGAUAUGGCGUUGGUUCUCUCGGCUACGGCGCCGGCCACUUUGGUUACGGACAUGGGCUCGGCAGCUACGGUCUGAACUACGGAUACGGUCUUGGCACCUAUGGUGACUACACCACCCUCCUCCGCAAGAAGAAGUGUAAGUUUAUGCAGAUAUAUUUUCCAACCUGA
This is a messenger RNA of Ixodes scapularis (black-legged tick), 1371 nucleotides long. RefSeq names its product cuticle protein LPCP-23. The transcript has 2 exons. Bases 340 to 1371 code for a protein of 343 amino acids. NCBI's taxonomy places the organism in Eukaryota, Metazoa, Arthropoda, Arachnida, Ixodida, Ixodidae. The record is from RefSeq and is a predicted model, not a curated record.